Pectinophora gossypiella (pink bollworm) is the source of this 2479-nucleotide messenger RNA. RefSeq names its product protein rolling stone-like. Lineage: Eukaryota; Metazoa; Arthropoda; Insecta; Lepidoptera; Gelechiidae. The record is from RefSeq and is a predicted model, not a curated record. The coding region runs from base 378 to 1205 and encodes 275 amino acids. The transcript is spliced from 4 exons. Gene Ontology annotation, cellular component: membrane.
GCGGCGCAGUGACCACUCGAGACUCCGCGCGCCACCCGCGAACGCGCUCCGGCGCCCGCACACGCUUUGUUUUAACUUACACUCGUGUUUAUACUUCACUACUUCCUUCCAAGUAGCUAUAACAACCGAGUCUUAUUUCUCAACUACUCAAACGCAUACCUUCCUUCCGCGGAACACUUAAACUCAAUACAACCUACCAAACUAAUCGCCUUAAACUAAAUACUUUGACUUGUGAUAACGUUUGUCAUCGAUAACUCGGAUGCGUUGCGAAAGUUAUCUCAAAUUAGAUCAGCCUGAUAUUUGAAAUCUGUGCCGGCAGUUCAGUUGCUCUGUCUGGAAACUGUGUUAGUGUAGUGCCUUAGUGACCUGUGAUUACAAUGGUGAAAUGUUCUAGGAAGAGUGUGUCUCUGUCGGAUUUGUGGGUGUCAUCCCACGAGAGGGUGAGCGAUUUUUACGCGUCGGCAUGGCAGAGCGGGGACUCGCCAGUGGCGCUGCUGUGCGUACGCGCGGUGACGCUGGCUGCGGCGCUGGCCAUCCUGGGCUGGUCGGUGUACGAGGGCCGCAACCUGUACUGGCUCGUCUACCUCACCAACUGGGGGCUUGUGCUGGUGUCGGCCAUGCUGCUCAGCGGGCUCGUCGUCUCCAUCGUCGCUAUGUGCAAGCGACCUCCUGAUGUGGGCGAGCUACCAUGGUAUGUGAGCAUGUACUGGUUCUUCUACAACGUGGCGGUGUCCAUGGCGCUGGUCAUCACCGCCCUCUACUGGAUCCUGCUCUACAAUCCUGAAAUGUACAAAGAGAUGGACGCGCGCAUGUUCUGGCUGGACGUGAUGACGCACGGCGUCAACUCGUGCCUGGCGAUGGUGGAGGUGCUGGCGGCGCGCACGCCGGUGCGGCUGUUCCACGUGUACCAACCGCUGGGGUGCGGCCUGUGGUACGCCAUCUUCACGCUCAUCUAUUACGCUGCUGGGGGAACCGAUGGAAACGGGUUCCCGUUCAUCUACGAAGUGCUGGACUGGCGGCAAGGCAAGCGGACUUCCGGCGUGGUGGCGGCGGCUGCCGGCGGACUGAUCAUCGUCUACUUCCUGGUGUGCGGACUCGCCUUCUGCCGGGACAAGUUCACCGCGUUCCUCUUCCGAACCACCAGUGUGACGUUCACAGACGCAUCCACAGACGCCCCCUUCCCUGGGCCUGAUAACUGGGUUUGACAUGUCUAGUAUAAAUAUAUGUAUGAGAUACAAUGGAAAGGAGACCUUUGUCCACGGCAAAUCGGGUUAGCACAAUUAUAAAGUUACUAAAAAUUAUACCUUUCCCCGCUAGUGGGCAAUUGCAUUGGUUUUAUAACGCAUUAACCAAUAGUGCUGAUUCAGAUCGCGCAAUCCUCCACUGCCAUACCAAGGCUACAUGAUUCUAAUCCACUCUAGAACUCUACGACAUCAACAAUAAAUCAAUGACGUUAAUUGAGUUGAAAAAGAUGUACUUACAACAUGUACAUGUACUUACAACUUCAAAUUAUCAACUGUAAUGAAUGACAAACUUGUCAUUAUUAUAUUUUAUUACUUACUUAGGUCUAAGACGAUAAGGAGCUAGCUGAUCCCACUGUUGCGGCGGAUACUCUAGUAGAUAGUCAAAUGACGCCCGCGUUUAUAAGAGUGAAAAAUUAUAAUAGCAAAAUAUGUACCUACGAAUGUAUAAUGUGUCAAUGUAGAUAAGGUUCUCGAAUUAUCAUAUCUAUACCUCUAGAGAAGUUACCUAACUUCAGAAAAUAACUUCAAGUUAGAAUGUUAUUUUAUAAGAUUAAUACAAAUCGUAAAUCCAGCCAAAAAUUGAACCUAUUUAAAAAUACUGCAAGUGCUAAUUAAGCCAAAAUUAUGUGACAUUUCUGUACAUAUUUUACAGGACGAUUGGGCCGUUAACCGAUGUAUAUUGUAAUUUGUGAAAAUAAUGUAACAGUUGAAUAAAUCAAGAAUCUUGCUUGCAUUUUGCUCGUGUAAACAUAAUUUGUCAAAGCCAACAUAUAACCGACGGCGGCCCUCGUAUUUCGUUACCUAUAUAAUGUACUUCUAAUAUAAGGAUAGGCAUUUAAAAAAGUGCAAACCCCGUGUGAUAUGUGCUUUAAAUUAGAAUACUCUAAUUUUUUUGCUAAAAUUGUAUUGUAUUUAAGAUUAAAAUGGGAAAAAAUAUGAUUUUAUUAAUUGUAAUAACAACAAUUUAGGUAUCUGCCAAAAUAGUGUAUAAGUUGUAUUGCUGAAUUUAUACUAAAUUGAUGCAAGUUUACUUACAGGUUUAGGUACCCUUUCAACAGUUUCAAUGAAAUGAAACUGCUUAAAUUGGGAAAGGUUGUAUUGUAAAUAUUGUGAAUAUUAUGUUAUAUUUUAGAUAGUACAUGAAUUGUCAGAUUGUAAUAUAUACAUUAAAACUUAUAUAGUUUGUUUAAUAUUAUUUUGUUAUAAAUAAAUAAAAAAUAAAUCAUACGAAACAC